AACCCUGAUCACCACAGGUCUGAAGACCAAACAUCUCCAGACCCAAUACUGGAUUCUGAUGUUUGUGAGAUCUCAACACUGAAGCUGGAUGUAGAACCCUUAGAGAAGGUCCAUGUGGUUCCCCUCCACCGGCGUCCGGACCUCCUGGUUCCUUGUGCAGAUCUGGUGAACUCAGAGUGGCAGAGGAGCCAGGCAGCCCGGGUCCACGCCCUCCAGAAGUCCUGCUCAGAGUUCCCGGUCUGCCUGGUCCUCCUGCGGGGUCCCCGGGGGUCCGAGAAGCUGCUGGGUCACGCCCGUCUGUCCCUGGUGGUGGGUCAUGGAGGCAGUCUGUUCGUGGAGUCGGUGGUGGUCUCCAGGCCGGAGCGAGGGAAGGGUUUGGGCCGGACGCUGAUGGAGGAGACGGAGCGCUACGCUAAGAACCGAGGCUUCAGACGCCUCGUCCUCACCACCCACGACAAGCAGCACUUCUACGCCCACCUGGGAUACGUCCUGUCCACGCCGGUGCAGAACGCCGGCGCCAUGACGACCUUCGUUCCCAUGGAGACGCUGCUGAGGUUCUCCAGGACGUCCAACGAAGAAACGGAAAGAAGGACGGAGAAUGGAGUGACUCAGAGGAGCAGAGAGGCAGCAGGAGGUGGAGGAGGAUCAUCUCCAGCUCCUGUACCUCCUCCUCCACCUCCUCUUCCUCCUCUUCAGUCUGUGGAGCCGAUACUUCAGACACUGACUGAAACUCCCUACAGAGAUGCCAAAGGAGUUCCCAUCUACUGGAUGCACAAAGACAUCUGAUGAAAACACACAUAUAAACACACACACAUAAACACAUAAAACACACACACAUACACACAUAAAACACACACAUGUUGUUUUCAGAAAGAUGCUCUCUGCUGUCAAACCAAAGACACGAACAUGGAUGACCUUUAGUUCCACAUUCAGACUCGGUCCUCUUCAGUCACGUCUUUAUUUAUCAGACUUCAGGUUUUCUGCAUCUUUUAUCUCCACGUCUGAGAACAUGAACGUCUGAAGUCACUUUAAGCUGAACUCUGGUUCCAGCAGAGAUCAUGAGUCCAACCAGAAAGGAAAGUCUGAAGGAUGAUGAACACUAAAAGUCAGAAAAUAAUCAUAAACCAGCGUUCUUUAACCCUCGGAGCCCCAAAAUCUGCUGUCAGGUUUAAAAAAUCUGCUAAAUCAUUUAUCGAUGCAGAGAAACUAAAAACAAAAAGAAUCUUUGAGUUUCUACCUUCAGAAGGUCCUUAAACUCCUCUUAAAGCUCCAGGUCUCCACAGAGGAAGGACUUCAGAGGUUCUGAAAUUAAACUCAUUAAAUAUUUGGUUUUUCACGGUUUGAGGAUUUUUUUAGUUCCAGAGAAGAAGAACUUCUAAGAAUUUAUAUCUGGAGAUCCGAGCUGUUGGUUUUAGAUCCACUUCAUCCAGAAUUCUGGAGAGCGUUAACGUAUGAUCAGAUGUCUGCAGGUUCCUCUGGUUUCUGGUGUGAUGUUCAGAAAUAAAAUCACUGCUUUGGUCAAAUGUCAGGUUUCUGAGCUGAUCAAUGGACUAAUAAAUAAUGUCAUAAAUCAGACCUAAGUCUCUUAUCUGCUGCUGUAGUUAAAUUAUGGGAUGUUGUGAAGAUAACCAGGAGUUCUGAAUGUGCCUUUAUUAAACCUGUAAAGGUUUGUUACAUUUCUGAAAAAUAAUGGAAAUAAAGAGAGUAUUUCUCUGA
Molecule: messenger RNA, 1716 nt
Organism: Acanthochromis polyacanthus (spiny chromis)
Lineage: Eukaryota; Metazoa; Chordata; Actinopteri; Pomacentridae
Gene: naa80
Product: N-alpha-acetyltransferase 80, NatH catalytic subunit
Exons: 1
Biological process (GO): protein acetylation
Cellular component (GO): cytoplasm
Molecular function (GO): acetyl-CoA binding; N-acetyltransferase activity
Source: RefSeq, a predicted model, not a curated record